This is a messenger RNA of Aspergillus japonicus CBS 114.51, 2260 nucleotides long. Its product is annotated as coiled-coil domain-containing protein. The record is from RefSeq and is a predicted model, not a curated record. NCBI's taxonomy places the organism in Eukaryota, Fungi, Ascomycota, Eurotiomycetes, Eurotiales, Aspergillaceae. Bases 108 to 2168 code for a protein of 686 amino acids. The transcript has a single exon.
CCCACUUCGGCCGUUUCAUCUUCUAUCAUCCAACACCCCGUCCACUUUCUCACCAGAACCAACCAACUCUCAAGACAAGCCAAGCAAGUACCUGCAAAGAGUCCAUCAUGUCUGUCCCAUCCAUGGCCAUCUUGGCCUCCAAAACCCCGAUUAUCCCCUCUUCACCUCGUGUGCACCGUGCAAGCGUACGGAGAAAACACCCAGGUGAUGAGGAUCUCGUCUCCCCCCGCCUGAUCCCACUCGACAACCCCAAGGGACCUGCCGAUGAGCCUCCCAGCCAGAACAUGGGUAUCUUCUCCGGUUCAGUCCAGCAACCCAGCAAGGAAGAGCUGGAUAAUGCGGUGCGAAAAGCCAUCGAGGAGAUAGCCGCUCUCCAGAGGCACGACACUACACCAGCCGUAGCAGCAGCAGCCGCAGUGCCUGCCACUAAAAAAAGCUCCCUGCUCUCGAGCAUCGAGCGGUACGAGGAAGAUGAUCUCGACGAUGUCUUUGAUGACCUCAUCCAGACGGGGUGGGGUUAUUCUAGCUGCAGCGAUGACUUGUCCGAGGACCAGAUUUGGGAUGACGAAGAAGACUCGACGACAUCACAGGCCAUGGGUAGCUCAUUAUGCACGAGCUCUAUCGUGGAGACAGACCUUGAUAACUUGACGCAUGAGGCGCUUCAAGAUCAUCAAUAUGAGUGCGAUGCGGAUGCAAGGUCGGCCUAUGGGGCUCACAGGACCCAGUCGUACGUCCACACAAUGCCUGCCCCUGCGCCGUACCCGUACAUCAGCCCCUCUCCCUGGGCUAGAUUUCUCAGCGAGAAGGCGGAAAUCCAUCGCGCCAGGGAGGUGAUGCUUCGGAAUUAUGAACAAUAUGAGUUGGGGGAGGAGAAAAGGCGAAUCCAGCGAGCGAUCCAAAGUCGGUCACACGUCCACACAACGGCAUCGCCUACGCCGUCCACCGGCCCUUCUCCCUCUAGCCGCUCUCUCGAAGAGGAGACGGGAGUUCAUCGUUUGCGGCAGGAGAUGCUUCGGAAUAAUCAUCAAUAUGAGUUGAGGGAGGAGAAAAGGCGAAUCCAGCGAGCGAUCCAAAGCUGGUCACACGUCCACACAACGGCAUCGCCUACGCCGUCCACCGGCCCUUCUCCCCCCAGCCGCUCUUUCGCAGAAGAAUUUCUGUUCCACCUCGCAAAUAUAAAUGCCAAGCAGGACCAGAUCAUGGCCGCUCAGCGCAGCUGGCCCAUCUCCGAGCGUCAGAAGGCCUUGCUCAACGCUCAGCAGGCCCUGCUUACAGAGCAGCAGGCUCUUCUUGACGACCAGAAGGUCAUGAUCGCCGACCAGCAGGCUUUACUUGCUGACCAGAAGACCUUACUGUUUGACCAGCUGGCCUUGCUCGCCGACCAGCAGGGCAUGAUCACGAGCCAAGAGGCCGUAAUAAGGGCGUUGGAGAGCCAGCAGGAUUCGAAUCUGGCCAUCGAUCCACCCAUGUUGGCACCGCCGCCCUCGACAAACAGCACCAGACCUAGCACCAGCGCUCCGACCAGAGUCCCAACACCCUCCAACAUCUACAACAGCUACCAAGUCCCUGAAAGUUGCUUGUGUCGCCCUCCUGCCUCCACAGCAGCAAAGACCUGUCCCGCAAGGGCCCUCUGCACAAAACGCUGGGAACCCUACGUCUCAGAGAGGGAGCAGCAUGGCAUUGACAACUCCGGCUCUGACCCAGACUACAAGUACUACAAGAACUACUGGGACUACGACUACUACGACGACUGGAACUACGACGAUUACGACUACAUCUCCAAUUACAACAACGACGACGACGACAACUACUUCGACUGCUCUUCUUUCCAAGAGCCAGAGGAAGAAAUCAACAACACCCCUAACGACGGGGAGUACGUCAUCAUCAAAAACAAAGCCAAUAAUGCUAACGAAAACAGCAGCAACGCCAACAACAGCAACCUCCCCAAGAGGCCAGUAAACCCACUGCCAUUGGCACCUGCCAUGGGCUGCUUCUUCAUACUGGGAUGCUUUCUCCUCUACACCCUGGUCACCACCUCCUACCUAGACCUUGUCUCGAGGCUGUGCCACCUCAUCUCUCGCCGUCCUUCUCCUGGGUUCCAACUACUGUGGGCGGUUCUGAGCUACGGGUACCUGAUGUUGAUCCGGGAUUAUCCUCCCCAUGUUUAGUCAUAUUUACGUGUCUAGAAGAGCAAGAAGACAUUUGUUAGAGCGACGGUCUCGACGGACUAGAUCGGUUGGAUUUGAUUGGCUGAUGGUUG